Panicum hallii is the source of this 1540-nucleotide messenger RNA. RefSeq names its product aspartate carbamoyltransferase, chloroplastic. Gene Ontology annotation, biological process: amino acid metabolic process; 'de novo' pyrimidine nucleobase biosynthetic process. The record is from RefSeq and is a predicted model, not a curated record. Gene Ontology annotation, molecular function: aspartate carbamoyltransferase activity; amino acid binding. NCBI's taxonomy places the organism in Eukaryota, Viridiplantae, Streptophyta, Magnoliopsida, Poales, Poaceae. The transcript has 5 exons. Bases 107 to 1192 code for a protein of 361 amino acids.
ACAGCGGCAAAAUCUAGCGAGCUCCCGCCGGCCGUCACUCCCCCUGCUCCACCCAAAACGGCAAAACCCUAAACCCUCCCCACCUCCCUCCCGCCGCCCCUCGCCGAUGGCCGCCGCCGCGCGCGCCGCCCUCCCGCGCCUCAACCUCGCCCUUCCUUCCUCUAGCGUCUCGCUCGCGGCCUCCCCCGUCCCCGGCCCCCGCGCCGCCGCCUCCGUCGCGACCGCCGCCGCCGCGCCGCCGCAGCCGCUGGUCACCACGCGCCUGGGCGACGUGAUCGAGGCGCAGCAGUUCGACCGGGCCGCGCUGAACGAGAUCUUCGAGGUGGCGCGGGAGAUGGAGGCUGUGGAGCGGGGCUCCCACGGCGCCCCCAGCCGCGUCCUCGAGGGCUACCUCAUGGCCACGCUCUUCUACGAGCCCUCCACGCGCACGCGCCUCUCCUUCGAGGCCGCCAUGCGGAGGCUCGGAGGGGAGGUGCUCACCACCGAGAACGCGCGCGAGUUCUCCUCGGCCGCCAAGGGGGAGACACUAGAAGAUACCAUAAGGACUGUUGAGGGUUAUUCUGAUAUUAUUGUUCUGAGACAUUUUGAAAGUGGUGCUGCAAGGAGGGCUGCCGAUACUGCAAACAUUCCAGUUAUUAAUGCAGGUGAUGGGCCAGGGCAACACCCAACCCAGGCUUUAUUGGAUGUGUACACAAUAAAGAGAGAAAUUGGCACACUAGAUGGAAUAAAACUUGGUUUGGUUGGUGACCUUGCUAAUGGGAGGACAGUCCGUUCCCUGGCUUAUUUGAUUGCUAAAUACCAGAACAUUAAGAUAUACUUUGUAUCUCCUGAUGUUGUUAAAAUGAAGGAUGACAUCAAGGACUACUUAAAUUCCCGAGGUGUUGAAUGGGAAGAAAGUUCAAAUUUGUUGGAGGUAGCAUCCCAGUGUGAUGUUAUUUAUCAAACACGUAUUCAAAAAGAAAGAUUUGGUGAGAGGAUUGAUCUUUACGAAGCAGCUCGUGGCAAGUACAUCAUAGACAAGAAGGUCUUAGAUGUGCUGCCAACGCAUGCUGUGAUCAUGCAUCCCCUUCCAAGGCUUGAUGAGAUCACGGUAGACGUUGAUAGUGACCCGAGAGCAGCUUAUUUUAGGCAGGCUAAGAACGGUCUCUACAUAAGGAUGGCAUUGCUCAAACUUCUGCUUGUUGGUCACUGACAGUUCUCCUAGUGCAUGAGGGUGUGCUGCGUCCGAGGGACCAGCAAAUGUACUAAUGACCAGGGGCUCCAAUCAAAAUUCAAGUUGUCAGUGCUGUGCAGGUAAUAAAAGGCUGGAUUCUUGCGAGAGUGCAGCAGCGAAGUUUUGCAUGCCCAAUGUUUAUGUAGAAACGGUGUUUGAAACAAGGCUUUGCUAGCAAGGUUGUUCCUCACAUGCUUAGUAUCUGUAACAAAAUUUACGGGCGCAAUGAACUUUCGGAUAGUAUUGCGGAGCUGCCUCUGCAACAUCUGCUCACUUCAGGCUACCAGCCUAUUUCUGGAUAUCAAUACAGUUCGGGUUUUGGAGAUA